AUGUUUCUCCGUCGAUUUCCAGCUGUGAUUUCUCCGGCGAGAAGGGUUUUCAGCAGUAAAAUCUACGAAGAAAUCGAUCCCCUAACUAUGAAUAUACAUGAGCUAAAUCAGGAAAUGCAAUCAAUCUUUGGAGAAGAACCCUCUCCCGAUGGAUUUACCGGUCCUACGAAAAUGGAUUUCUCUGAAUUGAAAUCUCUGGAAUCUACAAAACCUGAGAAUCCUGAACUUAGAUCCCAGAUUGAGUAUUCUCAAGCUAAAGAAKWARCUGCAAAAGUGGCMMGUGAUAUYUCUAAUAAGCUAACGCAUGUAGGGAUCUCAGGGGAAGCUCAAAUGGUGGAUGUUUCUUCCAAGGACAAUACUAAGAGAACCGCAUUGGCUUGCUGUAAAGUUGUUCUCGGUAAAAGAGUUUUCGAUUUGGUCUUGGCGAAUCAAAUGGGGAAAGGAGAUGUUCUUGGAGUGGCGAAAAUCGCUGGCAUUAACGGAGCAAAACAGACCAGCAGCUUAAUACCAUUGUGUCAUAACAUUGCUCUUACGCAUGUUCGUGUGGACUUGAGACUAAGCCCUGAGGAUUUUAGUGUUGACAUUGAAGGAGAAGCUUCUUGCACUGGUAAAACCGGAGUUGAUAUGGAAGCUUUGACUGCUGUAUCAGUUGCUGGCUUAACUGUUUACGAUAUGUGUAAGGCUGCUUCGAAAGAUAUCAGUAUUACAGAUGUGAGACUCGAGCGUAAAACUGGUGGAAAGAGCGGGUAUUGGUCUAGAGAAGAGUGA
This is a messenger RNA of Arabis nemorensis, 768 nucleotides long. The record is from the annotation of a GenBank genome assembly. NCBI's taxonomy places the organism in Eukaryota, Viridiplantae, Streptophyta, Magnoliopsida, Brassicales, Brassicaceae.